AUGACUAGUCAAUUGGAUCCAUUAAAGCAAAUUGCUUUCAAUCAAUUUGUAAUUUUAAAAUUACCAUCUAAUAAUUGGAAAAUUGUUGAACUAAGGAAAAAUGGUUCUAUAUCACUUGGUAAGUUUGGUGCAUUUCAGGUGAAUGAUGUCAUAGGUUACCCAUUGGGGACCACUUUUGAAAUUUAUUAUGAUAAUACUUCAGAUAUUACAGAAAAUGAAGAUGAUUCCCAAAACAAGAAUAAAAAUAAAAAUAAAAAUAACAAGAUUCCAGUAGGGAAAGUCAGAAUUAUGGAAGAAAAGCUUUCAGAAUCCUCUAAUAAUAAUUUGGAUGAAGGAGAAGAAUUAAAAAAUGAUAUUCCAGAAUUAACAAAUAUAAACAGCAGUGAGAACAAUAAACACUUAAUCAACAUUGGUAAUAAAGUUCAAAAGUUGACAAUGGCUGAAAUUGAAAAUUUAAAAAACAAGUCAGUAUCUGGUGAUGAAAUUAUUGCUAAGAUAAUUGAUUCACAUGAGAGUUUUCAUAAGAAAACGAUUCAAUCUCAAGAGAAGUACUUGAAAAGAAAGCAGCAAAAGUUUGCCAAGUAUUUCACAGUAAAUUACCUAAGUGGUUCAGCUUUGCUAGAGUAUUUCCUUGCUAAAGGUGACCAGCAACGUGUUAUGGACAUGUCUCAGGAAUCGGUUGGUAUGUUAUUAAACUUAGCAAAUAUUAGAAGUAAUGGUACUUACUUAUGCGUUGACGAAACAGGUGGUUUAUUGGUUUACUUUUUAUUAGAACGUAUGUUUGGAGGCGACACUGAUUCUAAGUUAGACGGUAAAGUUGUAGUUAUUCAUGAAAACGAGCAUCCUAACUUGGAUUUAUUAAAAUAUUCAAACUAUUCGGAAGAAUUCAUUAAUGAUCAUGUUAAGACCAUUUCAAUCUUGGAUUAUUUCGAACCUCCAACGGUAGCAGAAGUAAAUUCUACGUUCACACCUUUCAGUAAAGAAGAGAUUAAGGAAUUGAAAGGAAAUAAAAGAAAUGCUUACUUUCGUAGAUCUAAACUCUAUAAAAGUCAGUUAGAUGUUGUUAAAUUUGCAACAGAAGUAAAAUACGACGCCCUUGUAGUUACAUCUACAUUGUCACUUCCAUCUCUAAUACCUAGGUUGGCAGAAAAUGUUCAUGGUUCAAGACCAAUUGUUUGUUUUAGUCAAUUUAAAGAAACAUUAUUAGAAUUAUCGCAUACGCUGUAUGAUGACUUAAAGUUCUUAGCGCCUUCGAUUUACGAAACAAGAUGUAGGCCAUACCAAACUAUUAGAGGUAAACUUCAUCCAUUGAUGACGAUGAGAGGUGGUGGUGGGUAUCUGCUGUGUUGCCAUAGAGUUAUUCCUGCUCCUGAACCUGAACAGCUAGUAGCAACCGAUAAUAAAGAUCCGGAUGUUAAAAAGCAAAAGACAGAAUAA
This is a messenger RNA of Tetrapisispora phaffii CBS 4417, 1437 nucleotides long. It is a transcript of the gene GCD10, whose product is annotated as tRNA 1-methyladenosine methyltransferase subunit GCD10. Gene Ontology annotation, cellular component: tRNA (m1A) methyltransferase complex; nucleus. Bases 1 to 1437 code for a protein of 478 amino acids. Lineage: Eukaryota; Fungi; Ascomycota; Saccharomycetes; Saccharomycetales; Saccharomycetaceae. Gene Ontology annotation, biological process: tRNA methylation. The transcript has a single exon. The record is from RefSeq and is a predicted model, not a curated record.